Molecule: messenger RNA, 2637 nt
Organism: Pipistrellus nathusii (Nathusius's pipistrelle)
Lineage: Eukaryota; Metazoa; Chordata; Mammalia; Chiroptera; Vespertilionidae
Source: the annotation of a GenBank genome assembly
AUGGCUGCUGGGACGCGCCCGGCGGCCCGACCGCGGUCCCGACCUGCCAUGGCCCAACGGAGGAAGAAGAAGGGGCUCCGGAAGCGCCGGGACGCGGUCUCCCACGCCCGCAGCAGCGACUCGGAGGACGGCGAGUUCGAGGUCCAGGCGGAAGAUGACACCCGGGCGCAAAAGCCGGGCCCUGGCAGACCCCUGCCCACCUUCCCCACCUCGGAAUGCACCUCGGACGUGGAGCCGGACACGCGGGAGAUGGUGCGAGCCCAGAACAAGAAGAAGAAGAAGUCGGGAGGCUUCCAGUCCAUGGGCCUGAGCUACCCCGUGUUCAAAGGCACCAUGAAGAAAGGCUACAAGGUGCCAACACCCAUCCAGAGGAAGACCAUCCCGGUAAUCCUGGAUGGCAAAGACAUGGUGGCCAUGGCCCGGACGGGCAGUGGCAAGACAGCCUGCUUCCUUAUCCCCAUGUUCGAGCGGCUCAAGGCCCGCAGCGCCCAGACGGGGGCCCGGGCCCUCAUCCUCUCGCCCACCCGGGAGCUGGCCCUGCAGACCAUGAAGUUCACCAAGGAGCUGGGCAAGUUCACCGGCCUCAAGACUGCCCUGAUCCUGGGUGGGGACAAGAUGGAGGACCAGUUUUCAGCCCUGCACGAGAACCCUGACAUCAUCAUCGCCACCCCUGGCCGCCUGAUGCACGUGGCCGUGGAGAUGAACCUGAAGCUGCAGAGUGUGGAGUACGUGGUGUUUGACGAGGCCGACAGGCUCUUUGAAAUGGGGUUUGCAGAGCAGCUGCAGGAAAUCAUCAGCCGCCUCCCGGGGGGCCACCAGACGCUCCUGUUCUCUGCCACACUGCCCAAAAUGCUGGUGGAGUUCGCCCGGGCCGGCCUCACGGAGCCCGUGCUCAUUCGGCUAGAUGUGGACGCCAAACUCAACGAGCAGCUCAAGACCUCCUUCUUCCUCGUGCGGGAGGACACCAAGGCCGCCGUGCUCCUCCACCUGCUGCGCAACGUGGUGCGGCCCCAGGACCAGACGGUGGUGUUUGUGGCCACGAAGCACCACGCAGAGUACCUCAGUGAGCUGCUGACAGCCCAGCGGGUGAGCUGCGCCCACAUCUACAGUGCCCUGGACCAGACGGCCCGCAAGAUCAACCUGGCCAAGUUCAUCCACGGCAAGUGCUCCGCCCUCAUCGUGACGGACCUGGCGGCCCGGGGCCUGGACAUCCCGCUGCUGGACAACGUCAUCAACUUCAGCUUCCCGGCCAAGGGCAAGCUCUUCCUGCACCGCGUGGGUCGUGUGGCCCGGGCUGGUCGGAGCGGCACGGCCUACUCCUUGGUGGCCCCAGACGAGGUCCCCUACCUGCUGGACCUGCACCUGUUCCUGGGCCGCGCCCUCACCCUCGCCCGCCCCCACGAGGAGCCCUCGGGUGCGGUCGGCGCGGACGGCGUGCUGGGCCGCGUGCCCCAGAGCGUGGUGGACGACGAGGACUGCGGCCUGCGGAGCAGCCUGGAGGCGUCGCUGGAGCUGCGGGGCCUGGGCCGCGUGGCCGACAACGCGCAGCAGCAGUACGUGCGCUCGCGGCCCGCGCCCUCGCCCGAGUCCAUCAAGCGGGCCAAGGAGCUGGACCUCGCGGGGCUGGGCCUGCACCCCCUCUUCAGCUCCCGCUUCCAGGAGGAGGAGCUGCAGCGGCUGAGGCUGGUGGACAGCAUCAAGCAGUACCGCUCGCGGGCGACCAUCUUUGAGAUCAACGCCUCCAGCCGGGACCUGAGCAGCCAGGUGAUGCGGGCCAAGCGGCAGAAGGACUGCAAGGCCAUCGCCAGCUUCCAGCAGGGGCGGCAGGAGCGGCAGGAGGGCCUGGCCGCCACAGCCCGGGGCUGCCCGGUGCGGCAGGCGGAGCAGCCUGGGGAGGAGGAGGAAGAGGCGGCGGCAGAGAGCGUGGAGGACGUCUUCACGGAGGUCGUGGGCCGGAAGCGGCAGCAGCCAGGCCCCGAGCGGGGAGCCAAGAGGCGGAAGGAGGAGGCCCGGCAGCGCAACCAGGACUUCUACGUCCCCUAUCGGCCCAAGGACUUCGACAGCGAGCGGGGCCUGAGCGUUGGUGGGGACGGGGGCGUCUUUGAGCAGCAGGUGGCGGGCGCCGUCCUGGACCUGAUGGGGGACGAGACCCAGAACCUGACCCGGGGCCGCCAGCAGCUCAAGUGGGACCGGAAGAAGAAGCGGUUUGUGGGACAGUCGGGACAGGAGGACAAGAAGAAGAUCAAGACGGAAAGCGGUCGCUACAUCAGCAGCUCCUACAAGCGCGACCUCUAUCAGAAGUGGAAGCAGAAACAGAAAAUCGACGACCGCGACUCCGAGGAGGAAGGGGCCUCGGACCGGCGAGGCCCGGAGCGGAGAGGCUGGAAGCGGGGCCGAGGCCAAGGUGCCUCCCAGCCGCGCCCCCCGGGACCCCCUGCAGGCCGUGUGCGCUCCGAGCUCAAGACCAAGCAGCAGAUCCUGAAGCAGAGGCGCCGAGCCCAGAAGAUGCGCUUCCUGCAGAGCGGGGGCCUCAAGCAGCUCUCGGCCCGCAACCGGCGCCACGCCCGGGAGCUGCAGCGGGGCGCCUUCGGCCGGGGCACGCACGCCAAGAAGGGCAAGAUGAGGAAGAGGAUGUAA